Staurois parvus is the source of this 269-nucleotide messenger RNA. The record is from the annotation of a GenBank genome assembly. NCBI's taxonomy places the organism in Eukaryota, Metazoa, Chordata, Amphibia, Anura, Ranidae.
CACAGUACCAGUGAUCCACAUCUGUCACAGUACCAGUGAUCCACAUCUGUCAUAGUGCCAUGAGGGGAGACAUGCAACACUUACAGUCUGAGCAGGGGCGGACUGAUAACUCAUGGGGCCCCCGGGCAAUAGGGGAUCAUGGGGCCCCUGUGUCCUUGCCCAAACUCAAAAAAGCCUAUGAAAAAGGUACCAGGGGCAUCUCAUGGGGCCCCCUACUGACCCCGGGCCCUCAGUGCAGUGCCCGAGUUUCCAAAUGGUCAGUCCGCCCC